GGAACUUGCGGCUGAGAAACUUUCCAGGGUACAGUCAAGGACACCUUUAGCCUCGCGGAGGUGCCUCGGGAAGCAGUGUACAUGGGACUUGCUGGAACCUUGCCGUAUCUCGCUACAUCGCUCUCAACGGUAUACUGUUCUUGGGAACUCAACCACAGCAACGCUGGAUACGGUUUUAUGAUAUCCGAAACUACAGCUACUCAGAUGCUUCAUCUGCUUGAGCCAAUACAACUAGGGUAUGGGGCUACCAUUCUCUCAUUUCUUGGUGCGAUCCAUUGGGGACUCGAAUUCGCAGGGUUUGGAGGUUACCAAGGCUAUCGUCGCUACGCGAUCGGAGUAGCCGCUCCGUUGGUGGCUUGCUCGACCCUCUUGAUGCCUAUCGAAUAUGCUCUUAUAAGCCAAUUUUUUGGCUUCGUAAGCCUGUACUAUGUCGACACGCUGGCAUGUAGAAAUGGCUGGACACCAACCUGGUACCGCACGUACCGUUUCCUCCUGACGUUUAUUGUUGGUGCUAGCAUAGUCGUCACACUCAUCGGCCGAGGAGAACUGCCUGAUAGGGUUCCGGGGGCUGUCACGCGCGCGAAGGUGCUUCGCGAGGGCAGCGCAGAUGCACUUGCAGAAGAGGAGGAGGCUCGCAUGGCCGAGAAGAAGAAGGCGGCGGCCAGUGACGAUCGAGGAAAAGAGUAAACAUUGGCGUCUGAGAGUAAUUGUUUGCAGAGAAAUUGGCAGUUGUCGACUCAGCGUCUGAGACCUUUAGCUAUGUAAAAGCCGUGAGCCGCACAGUCAGAACAAUAUGUGUUUGUUCUGGAGAUGUUCUCAUUGCCACUCUAGCUUAUCCAAUUUUAUGUACAUACGUUUCG
Dothidotthia symphoricarpi CBS 119687 is the source of this 860-nucleotide messenger RNA. RefSeq lists its product as uncharacterized. NCBI's taxonomy places the organism in Eukaryota, Fungi, Ascomycota, Dothideomycetes, Pleosporales, Dothidotthiaceae. The record is from RefSeq and is a predicted model, not a curated record. The coding region runs from base 82 to 687 and encodes 201 amino acids. The transcript has a single exon.